UUCUUCUUGUUUCCCUACCUCCCUGUGCCGAAUGCACCUGUUCGUAACAAUCUCGCCUGAUUUAACGUGGCCAGGAGCCAAGCUAAGCCUCUCCCCUUUCACAAUGCAUGCACUAUACAUGUCAGUCACCGUGGGGCCCUGACGUGGCCUGUGUAGAUUCCUCCGUUUUUUAUUAACCAGCCCUGCCGGAUGAUACGUUUGCAGCCAGUGUCUGUUCAGGGGAGCGAAACGGCUUAUUGGUUAAGCGAUGCUGUGCAGCGGAGGAGGGAAAAGUGCCCCAGAGGUUUGGUGAGGUAAUGAUUUCUCUAGCUCAACUGGUGAUAAUCCCAGUCAUCCUGGUACGCAGCCUCUGUAGAGUGCAGGCAUAGGAUGGAUGGUCUACCUGCCUCAUGAGGAAAAAGAGGAGUUCAGCUCUGCCUACAGUGCCUGGUGUGUGUGUGUGUCUGUGUAGUUGCCUCGCUGCUGAAAGCAUCUUUCCUGAGUUGGUGGCAUAACAGGUUCUGCUCUGACCAACACGACACGUCAUCUCAAGUCAGCUAACGGUGACAACAAACUAUUUGGCUUUGGGCUCUGGUCGAUUCACUGCGCUGAGUAUCAUUGUAGGAGAGAUGUUACGUUAAGUGUGCAGUGAUUUUUGCCUGAUGAAAUACUGACCGAUGCCUUAGUGACAGGACUGCAUUGAACAUUCUUUGCACAAAAUUGCGAAUGCUGGCAAUAGGAAAUGCUGCUUCUUAUAUUGGUACAUGUACUGGUAGGAGUGAAAUUAACAGGGACACCGUAGAUCGUUCUGCGGCUUCUAGCCAGCUCAGCCAAAUCGAAGGAGAGAUGCAUUAUUUCUGUUGCAUCAUAUAGUCAGCGAACUGUAAGCAUCGACCUCCAAGAAUUAAACUCCAAGUCAAAGCUCAGCGGUAAUCUUCGCGAGCGGCAGUGAGCACGACGCCACGGGAAGAUCUGUAUGCUGUAAAAUUCGUUUGAUGCGAUGACUAUCCACGGUAGAUAACCCCAUAACCAAAGUUGUGGUGUGUGGGUGGCGCGGGCAAAACCAAGGCAGGGGAAAUUAAUACCAAGCCGCAAAUACCAUCCAGCGUUCACGUGAUGUCGUCGACUUGGUAAAUGCAAUUAAAAUAACCGCACGAGCCCAGCAUAUUGGCAAGUAUACAGAGGUACCUUUAUAUUAUAAGGAAAAGGAAUAGAGAGAGCAGCCAAAGCCACUUUUCAUGGUCACGCUCUCACUUUGCAUUUCCCAUGAAAUUUUUUGCAAGGCAACAUCUGCAGGAUAAAUGACAAGGGGAAGAAGGUGAUGCUGCUUCACUGAGAGCUAAGCAGUAAUUCGCCCCAUCCAGAGAGGAAGGAGAGGCGCCGAAGAGACCUCGAAGCAGUACCGGUGUCUCAACGACCCUCCGCAAAUUACCCGUCCUCAUAGAAUAAGAGAGAGCGCAAUUUGUAACCCUCCAGCUGCUUCAUUUCUCUUUUUUUGGAGGAUUCGGAAGUCUUGGCGUUUAAAUGACAAAAAUCGACAUAUUGUUUUUGCGACAGAAUUAUACUUGAGGACCUGGAAGGACCGAGUGGGAUUCGGACAGUUUCCGUUGUGCUUUUUGAUUGAGCACUGCUGUGGGAUCCAGCAGUUUUUUUUUUUCGAAACUUAAUUUGGGACGUGACUUUCAAUUUAGUUUCUGUCAGACGACGGCCAUCGCACACCAGGAGGAUCAUUGAAAACUCCGACGAUGGCAACGACAGUAUCGACCCCUGGCACAAUCUUGCCGACUGAGUUUUCAUCUGUGGUGGUAGUCACGGAGGAAGACGCAUACACGAACGGCACAGACUCAUGGCUGGGCGAAACCAUCGAUAUCAAGCAGAACGACUCCGUGCGCAUUGGGUUCGCUCUGCAGGAAGAAGUCGUCUACACCCUGUACGCCAUCGUCUUCGUGCUCACCGUUGUGGGCAACAUCCUGGUUAUAGUGACCCUGGUUCAAGACAGGCGCAUGCGCACAGUGACCAACAUGUUUCUGCUGAGUUUGUCCACCAGUGACCUGAUAUUUGGCAUCUUCUGCAUGCCGUUUACUGUUGUUGGGAACGUUCUGGGUCGGUUUGUCUUCGGCGAGGUCAUUUGUAAAAUGCUGCCCUACAUCCAAGGGACCUCGGUAACGGUAUCAGUUUGGACCAUGGUUGUCAUAUCACUCGAGCGGUAUCACGCUAUCUGUCACCCUUUGUCGUCCCGCAUCUGGCAAACGAAAGCCCAUGCUUACAAGGCCAUUGCGGGCGUGUGGUUGGUCGCCGUCUUGCUGAACCUACCAGCUCUGAUAUUCACCACGUUGAAGUCUAUAAACAGCGAAACGGCAUACAAGUGUUAUGAGCAUUGGCCAGAAGGGCCAUACGUACAAAUCUACAGGUUGUGCCUGUUCGUGAUCCUAAUGGUCGUGCCCCUCUUUCUUAUGGCCAUAUCGUACGGCCUCAUCAUCGUGGAACUGCAGAAGGGCAUGAAACUCGAAAAAUCCACCGCUGAUAAUGAAAAAGGAGAAAACGGCAUACGCAUGAAGAAUUUGGACGAGGCUUCCUGCAGCCUGAACGAGAGAGUCACCAAGAAAGCUACUACAUCAACAGCUGUGAGGAGCACUUCAACAAGCGACGCUAAGAAGAGAGUUGUCAAGAUGCUAAUUAUUAUUGUCGCCCUCUUUUUUAUCUGUUGGACACCUUCUUGGGUGACCAACAUCUGGAUCACCGUCAACCUCGAAAGCGCCAAAAAGCAUUUCGGGCGGCCCGAGGUCACCAUCUUCAAGCUGAUGACGUACACGUCGGCCUGCGUCAACCCCGUCGUGUACUGCUUCAUGAACAAACGGUUCCGCCAGGGUUUCCUAAACGCGUUCGCCUGCGUCCGGAUCCGGGCCUCUGAGCGGGCCACGGCCAGCGAGAAUGUUAGUCGUUUCCAGUCGGGGCGCCGCGCAAACCUAACACGGCCCAGCCCGACAAACUACACCAACGUUUCCUCGGAUUCUUCGGUGUAGCUUUGCUCUCGGAGGAGACAAAAAAAUUGGUCCCUUUAACAUCGCUGCCAGCAGAGCUUCGUCGCAGCCCUGAUAAAGUGUGAUGCAUCCUCACGGGGAAGUAUGCACAGAAUGAUGUGGUCAUCGCUGAAUAGGUUUCUGCUGAAUUUACAGUUCAGCUCCACACAGUAAAGGGGAGAGUAAAAGGAAACCUUGGGUAAACUGGAACCCCCUUUAAUAUUUAGAAAUUGCCACACCGGCAUCUAAUAUAAACAUUAUAUAUAUCGAAAAUUCAGUGCCAGUACUUUGAAGUCUUGCCUCGGCCUCAUUGAGGCUGGUGUCAAGGGUCUUUAGAAAAUUCCAGAAGAGAAUAAGGCUGUGCUAAAGUUACUAUUAUCGACUUGUUUUUACGGUGGGUAGAGUUCAAACGACAUACACACUGUAUUGUAUUUGGUUGUAUAUCUGAGGCUUCUGUGGUAAAUCAAACAUGACAUGGAGGGUCAAACAGACCCCCGUAUGGCUGCAGAAAGUGUGUAUAAGAAAGACUUUCUAGUGCAGUCUUGAAAAAAGUCUUCUUUUUCCCCAUUAUUUUGAACAGUUUUGAGAGAUCUUGUCUCUACAUCUUCUGAUUUCUGUCGCAAAAGGAAUAAACCACCCAAAAAAUAAUAAACUAGUACAAUUAGCAAACAAAGUAGGGAAAUAUUUGGACUUUGUUACACUUUUAAAUUUGACAUUUUAGGUUUUGGGAAUGUUUGGUUGAAAUCCUACUUACAGUUGUAUUAUGGAUAAUCUAAUUUGAAUUUUGGAACAAAAUGUGUGCGAUGGCAACAGUUGGUACAGCUUAUUCCCACAAAAAUGUUGAGUACUAUGGGGCCGUUUUACGCUACGCAGAGAAUCCUUAUUACUUUAUUAUUAAAAAAAACCAGACCGGUGAUGUGAGAUUUUAGAUUCUUUGUUACCAUGACAAUGUUUCCUGAACAUUUGCGGUAUUGACCCACAAUACAGCAAAUAUACAGUUCCAGUUCCGCAUUCUCCCUUUUCAGUCUCUGUGAUGGACACUGUUUAUUUUACAUUUACACAAACUUGCUUUUUAAGUUAGGGUACCGUUUCAGCCCACCCUACCCACUCGCAAUGCGCAGGACUUCUCUUGUAUGGCAUAUUACAGAGACGACUUGAAACUUUGAGCAUUAUGGCCAUAUCAAAUAGACUUUCUUAGCUACGGGUGCAUCAGCAUGUUCCCAUGUAUCUGAACCGACAAAGGCCUAACCAAACCUAGCUCUCCACUUUUUUUAAACGUCAGUGUCGCAUUCUUGCACAUUUUGGCUGGCCGUCAGUUAAAAAAACAAGGAAACAAAGACUUGUGAAUGCUGCAAGUGACAGGCAUGCAGCGUAGAUUUUGCGAAAUAGAGUGGGUACUGCCUUCGUGCAAAGCAGAGAGGCGUGAACAGAGCUGGAGAGAGUGGAGACAGGAGUAGGAUGUCAAAUGGUGUGUAGGUUCAUGGGUGUAAACCCUGAGCUAGGGCAUUGCCAGGGGUGUAUAUUCCUCCAAUUUUUGACUAGGGAGGUGUGCCGUUGUUUUCAUCACCUCCCUCCUAUAAACCUUGCUUGUUUCGUAUAGCUAUAAGAUAGAGUGGACAUUACCUUAUUUCUCCUGUGGUUCUGAAAACUAGGGGGAAACGUUGCUUUUUCUCCCAUUCAUUCGAGCGAGAUUUUGGAUUAUUUCCUGAACUGUUUCUCUUCAUUUUUCCACUGAUAAAUCCUGACCCCAAAAUGCCCCUGAAGCUGAUUUUUGAGGGAAGGGAAGACACUGUGUGGACGUGUGCGGGUCCAGACACUUUCAAAACUCUACUAUAUAUGUGGACCUCUUUCAUUGAAGGUUGCAAUUAUUUUUUAAGUAAAGAGAAGAUUUUUCUAGCAGGAAAUCCCUGUGCAGAAUGUGAAUAAUAGGAGCAUGUGUGUGCUGUGGAAAACGUUAAUUGGGGUCAGCACCUCAGGAUGUGCAAGAGGAGGGCGAAAGCUGAGGGAAACGGUGGAAUAGUGCGAGAAAAAAAACGAGAGAGCAGGAGCCGUUGUGAGUGAAAGCAUUAUACUUCAGACAGACGGGGGAGAGACACUGGUUAAAGUGUGCAGGCCUAACUUAAAUUGAGAAUGCAGAGAGUAUUCAUGAAAGGGGAGAGAAGGCUGUGUGUAAGGGCAUGGCAAGAGAACAGGCAAAAUGAAGAGAAAUUUGCAACACUUACGUAUGCAAUAGAGCGAACCCAACGGUCAACGCCUAUUAAAGCGGAUGCCUAAAGUUGGAGUGACGCACACUCGCCCGCGUACGCCGUCGAUUGCACAUUCUGGUCGAAUUUGGGGUGCAUCAGAUCACUUUGUGGUUAUCCGAAACAAAACUGCCCAAUUAAACUCAAGGAGUCAAAGAACUUUAAUCAUAUUAACAGGGAGUGACGUAAAAUGCAAAUGUCCUUACGCGCUUUAACUGAAAAAAAAAUUUGAGCGACGUAAUAACUUUGUCGUGUGAAGUUGUGUAUCGCCUGUCUGGAUACUGCCUCUAUGGAUACCAACUAACGAAAUCACUUUUUGCAAUGGUAAAAAAGAAAUCGUUGGUCAGAUUGUUUAAUUUUGUAGUGCCAGUGAGUUCAAAAAAAGUUAGUUUAAAGAUCUGUAUAGGAACCAUUGCGAGCUGUGAAAACUAACAGCAAAUUGGUUCCUACAGUUCGAAUAUGUCUUGAGACAUGCGGGAUGUACAGAUAAUUCUGAAUUUUAGAUAUGUCUUUGGAGUGUCUUUAAAGGAUUUGAAUUGGAACUGAGAUCGAUACAGUCAUAAAUGAAAUUAGAUUUAAGCUUGAACUGUUAAUCUACAAGUGUUGGUUUAUGUAAUCCUACUUGUACAGCAAAAUCUCUCAUAAACAGAAAUCCUAAGUACAAGUCUGCUGAUCAUAAGGACGCCUUAGGUUGGAAGAAAAUCUCAGAUCAAGUAGCCACUGUACAUAUAUUUAAAAUGUGUAAGAGUAUUUUAAUAAUCACAAACUAUUUAAAUCUAUAUGUAUACAUGGCGGAGAAUUCACGUCAGAAUAUUUAUUGAUUCCUAGUCUUAGAGUGUUAAUUAUCAUCUACUAUUUGAGGAUAAGGUUGUAAAAACUGUUUGGCUGUCGAUAUAUUUUUUUAAACAGAGUUUGUCUGGAAAACAGAUAAUAAUGAAAAUCAAGUGGAAUUCUAGAUGUAAUCCCACAGAAGUUUGGUCAUAUACAGAGAGUCACGAUGGUACUUGUAUAUGUAAAGCACGUGUCAUCUGAAUAACUUGUAUUUUGAGCACUUGUUUUUUCGUAACUAGCUGUAACACAAGAGUAAAGGGUAUAAAGCGCCACUUUAUGCAUGCACGAAAAUACUGUCGCCACCUCAAGGACGACUUGGAUAAGUUUGAGCACCAAUUACUUCGACUACUGAGUUACCCGGACGAUGGAUGGUUUGGACCACCUGGUCAAUCAUUUUAGAACCAGGCUCUGGGGAAUGGUCGCACCACUCGUUGUCCGCAGCCGAUUUAAUUUGUCAGUACGGAAGGAACUAUUUACAUGAAAAUAAUUGCAUGAGAUGUCAUUGACCACGAACGCUGCAAGAGCUGAAGCCAACGGCAAAAAGUGUGAGACGAUGAGACCUUUCAAAAAUAAUGAGACAAGGGUCGCUAGGGUAUGACUGUACUGUUUCAGUGCAUAUGUAAACAGUAAUUAUUCGGUCGGGUCGAAAUACAGUUCACACUUACCUCACGAUUUUAGAACUCAACCCAAACCAGCACCUUCAAAAAGUCUUGUUUGUAUACCGUACAAAAGUGGUCAAACAGUGUUGGGAAUUUGUUUUUUUGCCCAACCUUGGUUAAAGUUACCACGUUGUUGGUUAAUUUCCAUCACUGUUGGUCAAACAUUGACCAACGAUUGGGAAGAAUUUGCCCAAGGUUGGGAAGUCGAUAUUUACACCAACAUUGGGCAAAGUAUCGACCCAAAUUUGACCAACCUUUUUACAGUGUAGGAUCCUCCAGUGCACUCCUUUAGAAUAGAGAACAUGAGCGUAGUGAUUAGAUUAACGUUUGAAGUAAAUUGUUGUUUAUCUGAAGAAGGAAAACUGUAAAGCGGCUUAUUUGAAAUAGGGGAAGGGGCAUAUUUAAUGGUUUGAGGCAGAAAAGAAAAUAAGCACUAACUUUUUGCUAAACUGGGCUUCAUUCAUUUUUCGGUAUUUUCUUUUCAUUUCUGUAAGCAAUUGUUUUUCAUUAUUUACAAUAUAAUGUUCAAGGUCAGUUGUUUUAUUGUAUCAGUUGUAAUAGGUUCAAUACAUAUAUUUCACUCUGUUGACAAUCACAGUUUCAGAAUUUAAAUAACUUUCUGCGCCUUACACAAACAAUGGCCUCCAGAGAUCCUUACAGCGGAGGAAAAAUUGUUCUAUGUAAUAAUUGUAAUGCUUUGAACAACUUGCUCGCACCGGUUUGGCCACUGACUGUCGGAUUCACUCUUUAGAUCAUCAGGGGGUGCUAAUUUAAAAUUUGAAUCAUGGAAUGAGUCCUUGCAAAGUUGAUCAUUGCAACCAAUCAAAAGCUGGAGAUAAAAUUGUCGGUGUAUUCAACAAAGUAACCGUUGACGUGUAAAGUUCCUCAGAUAUCGAAAAUAAAAUGGUUAUUCAGUAUAAAUCAAUCACUCAGCUGUUAGGCUGAAUUGCAUGAUUUUCAUAAACUUUGUGGAAGACACGUUAGAAUUAACGAUAAAGAAACACGCAUUAAAUGACACGGAAAGUACAAAUUGGUUUUUAAAAAGACUACAACAAUCAGAUUGCAAUAUGAUUGAAAAAAAUGAAAUAAAAGAACAUGGAUAUAAAAUGCUACACUUGAAUGUAUAAAAAAUGUUGAUGUGAAGUUUGGAAAAUAAUCUUUAUUUCUUGAUUGGAAUUUAAGAACACCGGGAUUCAUCUUACUUACGAAUUCGUAUUUUAAAAGGUUGCUAUAUAUACUUUUAGGCAUUUUUCGCUAUAACUUUCAUCCAGCAUAGGAGUGGUUUCCCAUACAAUGUUGACUUCUAAUUGUUCUAAUUAAUCAUCAAAUAAAAUUGGAAUUAUAAUUACGAA
Acanthaster planci (crown-of-thorns starfish) is the source of this 8084-nucleotide messenger RNA. RefSeq names its product cholecystokinin receptor type A-like. Gene Ontology annotation, molecular function: neuropeptide receptor activity; gastrin receptor activity. NCBI's taxonomy places the organism in Eukaryota, Metazoa, Echinodermata, Asteroidea, Valvatida, Acanthasteridae. Gene Ontology annotation, cellular component: plasma membrane. The record is from RefSeq and is a predicted model, not a curated record. Gene Ontology annotation, biological process: neuropeptide signaling pathway.